Poecilia reticulata (guppy) is the source of this 1766-nucleotide messenger RNA. Lineage: Eukaryota; Metazoa; Chordata; Actinopteri; Cyprinodontiformes; Poeciliidae. The record is from RefSeq and is a predicted model, not a curated record.
UGAGGAUUUGACCGGACUACAUUUAACGUGGCACGCUGUCAUAACUACAAAUCGUGGGACUGUAAAGCUCUUUGAGGGAGCAAAGUUGUCAAUACGAGGUAUUUUUUUUUCACGCUUUUUGUAAAUUAAUAACUUCCCGUGAUCACCCACCAGUUAAGCUUACAUAAUGGAGGAGGAGGAUGAUUGUCCAGAGUUGGUGCCCAUUGACAGCCAGCCUGGUCCCGCAGCUCGGCAGAUCCCCGUCACCAUCAUCACCGGCUACCUGGGUGCCGGGAAAACCACGCUGCUGAAUUAUAUCUUGACGGAACAACACAAUAAACGGAUUGCUGUCAUUCUCAAUGAGUUUGGAGAAGGGAGCGCUCUUGAGAAGUCGCUGGCAGUGAGUCAAGCAGGGGAGCUGUAUGAGGAGUGGCUGGAGCUGAGAAAUGGCUGCCUUUGCUGCUCUGUCAAGGACAAUGGGCUCAAAGCCAUUGAAAACCUGAUGGAGAAGAAAGGGAAAUUUGACUACAUUCUUUUAGAAACAACAGGACUUGCUGAUCCAGGAGCCGUAGCCUCCAUGUUUUGGGUCGACGCAGAACUCGGCAGUGAUGUCUACUUAGAUGGGAUUGUGACAGUCAUUGAUGCCAAAUAUGGGCUUCAGCAACUAAAAGAGGAAAAAGCAGAAGGGCUUGUCAAUGAGGCAUCCAGACAGGUUGCUCUUGCUGACCUCACCAUUAUCAAUAAGACAGAUCUGGUGGAGGAGGAGGAACUGAACCAAGUUCGAGACACUGUCAGGUCUAUAAAUGGUCUUGUUAAGAUUUUAGAGACCCAGAGAUCAAGAGUGGACCUCUCUGACGUUCUGGAUCUGCAUUCAUUUGACUGUCAGGACGGAGCAAAACUCACUGAGAAGCUCCAGCUUGUGACACCGACCAGACCACACCUGGACAAGAGUAUUUUAACUGCGACGUUUGAGGUGACGGGAGACCUCUGUGAAGAUGCCCUAAAUACCUUCAUCCAAGAUCUGCUUUGGGAAAAGAAGUUCUGUAACAAAGCAGGGGAGCCCAUGAGUGUCAUCCGGCUGAAGGGUAUAGUAUCAUUUGCAGGCAAAGCGCACCAAGUAAUGCUGCAGGGGGUCCAUGAGCUAUACGAGUUAAAUGAGACUCCACAACUCUGGGAGGAAAACCCGCACACGAACAGGCUGGUCUUUAUAGUUAUUCUCUACUUUCUGUCAAAGUAUCACAAAAUUUCCCAAAAUACAUUGAAGUCCGUUAUUGUAACAGAAAUGAGAACAUGUUUGAGGAAAGAACCUGGACAAGAACAUCCUGCAGGAGAUUUUUAUUUCUGCUGUUGUGAUGGAUGGAGUUAAAAAAGCUGGGGUUUGAAGCUCCUUUGUGGAAAAUCUCUGUAGUUGGUUGUGUAGUAAAAAGGUUAUAGCAGAUUUCAUAGAACAGAUUAUGCUUCUCAAACUUUAUUUUCUUCUAUGGAUGACCGAAGGGAAGAAUAGAAAGUAAAGAUAACUGCAACUUCUUUAACUUAUUAUAUUUAAUCACAACCUCUACUAAAGAAAAAGCUAGAGUUGGAAAUAGUGAAAAACUAAAGUGAAAAAAAAUGUCUAACUCCUAAAGGAUUAAAGAGAGUGAUUAACAUAUUGCACUUUUUAAAGGAAACUUUAAAUGAGCUUGCCAGUAUUUAGAUUUCUGACACUCAAUUGGACUUCUAUCCAUAUGUCAGACUUUUAUCAGUUCUGUAUUUUGGAAUUAAUUUAAAUAAAAUUUUCUUCAAAAUUU